This is a messenger RNA of Prorocentrum cordatum, 664 nucleotides long. The record is from the annotation of a GenBank genome assembly. NCBI's taxonomy places the organism in Eukaryota, Dinophyceae, Prorocentrales, Prorocentraceae.
GCAGCGACGCCGUGAUGGUGAAACCAGUGGUUCCCGAAGUGAUCGUGGUCAACGACGACAACGCAGGACGAAUCGCGACGACUGACAGCUCACGCCAGUUGACCGCCGUGCGGGCGCGUCUGGGGGACCCGCCUCACAGCGUCUCGAACGACCUCCAGGGCACCAAGCAGCAGGUGACGCUGAGCUCUUCCGCGCAUGGGAAGACUGUCCCACAUUCCCUGAUGAGGAGCGACGAAUUGGUGAGGACCCGCUACACCACAGUGAUCCAUGGCAGAAGCCCGGGAGCGCGACGCAGCUCCUUCGUGAACCUGACCGUCAGAGGCUACAUGGGCCAGGUUCAACGGCAGCGAGGCCGCAUCGACGCUUUCGACGCCAAUCUCCGUGACCUCGGCAGUCGCGCGCAGAUUGGCGAGCAGGAGCAACAGAUGCGGUCGGACAUUGGACGCGUUCAGUCUUCUCUCGCCAUGGCGGAGGCCACGCUCCCGCCGCGCGACAUGGCUGCCCUCGCUAUCUGGGACCGCCCGCCCGACCCUCACCUCUACAGCACUGGUGCGCCCUCGGCUAUCGAGCCUGCGGAGGUUCGGCCUUCGUUGGAGCCAUGGAUCGCAGCAGCGGGAGUUCCCCUCAGCGACGUCGAGUUCAUUGGCGACGUUCCGUCGCGUAG